This is a messenger RNA of Bactrocera oleae (olive fruit fly), 1326 nucleotides long. RefSeq names its product Sodesque (gene Sodq). The record is from RefSeq and is a predicted model, not a curated record. Gene Ontology annotation, molecular function: copper ion binding. NCBI's taxonomy places the organism in Eukaryota, Metazoa, Arthropoda, Insecta, Diptera, Tephritidae. Gene Ontology annotation, biological process: superoxide metabolic process.
AAUAGAUCGGUACAAAAUUUCGUUAAUCAUCAUAUAAAAUAAUAUGUUAAUUAUUAAACGUAAAAUAUUUUUUUAUUGCCGCGACCGCUUUUAUAUUGGGAUUAGUUGUUUUGGUUUUUGGCUGUAAAGCAAUGUAUCCCUACUUACACAGUUCUCUGAGCGGCUAUGUUGCAUGUCAACGGCAGCGUUUAUAUACAUAUAUACGCACGUACAAGAGUGCAUAGAGUUAUCAUACACUAUGUUGUAAUUAACUGAAUCAAUCAGCAUGAAAACUAUGUCGAUGCCACCGUGAUCAUUUAACGCUACUAGAUAUUUCUGUUGAAUCAGUUAUUUGACGGCAUUUUGUUACUCUGGUUGUUGAUACAUUGAAAAUUGACGGAAAAAUUAUAUUUUUGUGUCACAAUAACAUUCGCGAAAUGAAAUAUACAAUUUGCCUACUUUUGCAAGCAUUUAUUUUAUUCGCAGCUUUUAUUAGAAUCAAUGUGGUUUGGUGCAGCCAAACAAUAGACGGCCGAGCACUCACUAAAGCGAAUGAGCCGCCAUCCAAAAAGCAGCUUACCGAUGUGGUAAAAGUUGUGUCUGGUACUAACGUUAAACGCUUAGAGCGAAUGACUGUUCCUUUAAGUGGACAAUUCACGCAAUAUCCGAUAUAUUUGGGUUAUAAUUAUAUCGGAGCCGUACCUCAUUGGCAAGCAUUCGCAAGUAUUGUAGGAGAAGGAGAGUCUGCCAUUAACGGAGUCGUUACCUUUCAGCAAUUGCCCUACAAUGGUGACAUUAGAGUGACCAUUAAUAUAACUGGACUACCAACAGGAAAACACGCUAUCCAUAUACACACAUACGGAGAUUUACGCGACGGUUGCAAAUCCACUGGUGGGCAAUUCCCUAACAAUUUCAUAGGCAAUGUAGACACCAAAGAAGAUGGAAGUAUCUCAUCAGCCUUUCGCAGUUCGUAUCUAAAUUUGUUUGGCUUCAAUGGAAUUGUGGGGCGUUCAAUCGUUAUUCAUGAAAAACCCAUCGAUGUAAAUAUAGCUCUCAAUGCUGAAGUCUUUUCUAGCUCACUUCAAUCAAUGUCCGAUGCGCUGGCCUAUCAAAAUGAAGAAAACUCUGUGGGACCCGCUAUUGCAUGUGGGAUUAUCAGUAUAACAAGCACAACGCCGGUCACUAUUCCAACAUAGAAAUAAAAAUAUAUGUAUAUACGUACAUACAUAUGUAAGUAAAUCUAUUUCAGUAUAUACUUCAUCAUAGUAUCAUAGUAUACAGUAUUCAAAGGUUAAAAAUAUGACUUGUUAAAAUAUAUGAGCAUUUAUGCUAAGCACUGGAAAAGUA